AUGACUUUCUAUGAUUUAGUAACUCCAAACCUAAAACCCAUCUUCAGUGCUCCUGACCUGCACUCCAAAAUUGAAGCUAGCUUCAAACAGAAGAGGAGGAAGAAGGUUAAGAAGAAGAUAACAGAUGAUGUAUGGACUGAGAGUGAAGAGUCAGAGCCAGAGAAGAGUACCGUUAGGCCCAGUAGAGUCGCGGAUGGGGAGGGGGACAGGAAGAUGAGAGGUGAUGAUGAGAUUUCUGAUGUCAAACCACAAGGAAAAGUGAGUUAUUUGGCAAGCGAGGAGUUUAAGGUGCCUCAUGUGAAUCCAAAACCGUUUUUAAAGGCUACUUUCAGAAAAUAAAAUGAUGAUAAACCAAGGAUUAUUACAAAAUAGAAGAAAAGAAUUAUUCACAGAAAGGAUCAACAGAGACAUCAAACAAAAAGUGCUAAACUACCCCUUAGUGCACAUCGAAAAACCAAAAAAUCCUAAAUAAACGACUGAUUCCCUCAAUUCCUCGGCGGAACCACUCUAGCUUGCUCAGGCUUAACAAUAUGAACAACAUGUACUCGCAUGGCUUCCAGAAUAAAAUCCUGAGCUCCCAUCUUUCCAUGAAUAAGACUUCAUACAAAGAUACCACACGCAAGAAUCCAAGCUUCAAAUCAAUCCCACCUGGCAUCUGCCAGGAUUACCUGAGCGAGAGAUCAAGAAGAAUGCUGGACUCUGAGGAUGAACAGGAAUUUAUGAACAUAAGCCAGAUUGAGAGACAUUUGAGUUUUAAUAAGAUGCCUGAGUACUUACAGAAGAGGAAGAGCAGUGAGGAGGAAGUGCCCCAGAGGCUGCCUGAGAUGAAAAAGAGAGAUAGCUCGAAGAAUGAAGGUCAAGGGUUCAUCAAGUUUAAUCAAUGAUUUAAGAAAAUUUUUAAGAACUAUAACAACUAGUCUGGUAUGGCAUUAACGAUGAUAAUACAUAAUUAUUUGAUAAAAAAGUUGCUGAUUUUUCUUGAUUAUUGAACAUCACUCCUAAUCCAUUACUUGCAUCAAACACCUUCCUUAUCCCCCAUUAAUCUUACUACUUCACACAUUAUCCCUUCUUUACAAUAUCACAAAGACCUAACUAUAUCUCUUAAUCCCCAGUGAC
Molecule: messenger RNA, 1116 nt
Organism: Moneuplotes crassus
Lineage: Eukaryota; Ciliophora; Spirotrichea; Euplotida; Euplotidae
Source: the annotation of a GenBank genome assembly